Molecule: messenger RNA, 1773 nt
Organism: Naumovozyma castellii
Lineage: Eukaryota; Fungi; Ascomycota; Saccharomycetes; Saccharomycetales; Saccharomycetaceae
Gene: NUP42
Product: FG-nucleoporin NUP42
Exons: 1
Coding region: 1-1773 (590 amino acids)
Source: RefSeq, a predicted model, not a curated record
AUGUACGGCUAUAGGAACAACAAUAACAACAAUAAUUCCAGAAGAACCCCCUGUAAAUAUUUCCAAACUGGGACAUGCAAGAAUGGUAAUAACUGUCGAUUUGCACAUGUGUACAUAAACGGUAACAAUGGAGGAGGGAACAACAAUAACACUCGUGAAGAGGGAAAAUCAGAUUCUGAGAGAUAUGCACAAUUUAUUAAACCACAGGAACUUCCCAAACUGGAGAAGGAAAUCACUAGUGAUUUAGCUACAGUUGAUUAUAUUAAAAUGAAACCAUUGUCAUCGUCUUAUAGUCUGCCGUUACCAUGUGCUUUGAAUCUUAUAGCAAAUAGAGAUUACUCUGCAGAAGAAUCAAGGUGGCAAUAUCAUCAAGCUCGCCAAAAUAAUACAUUAAAUGCCUAUGAGUUGGAAAUGAAUGCCAGAGAUAAGGAUAUAAGGAAAUGUAUGGAUCGAAUUAAAGCUCGUCCCGAUUGGGCUGCAAGAUAUUUACAAAAGAAUACACAAGAAUUGACAGAACAUGGUCGCCUGGCGAUGGCGAAAGAAUUCAUUGAUUUUCCACUUGAUUUAACUGGCGCAUCAUAUGCUAAUAACAGUACAGCUACACAGGGUACCCCAAGUAACUUAUUUGGAGGCAAUCCAUUUGCGCCAGCAACUUCCAGUACAUCUACAGCCUCUCCGUUCGCAUCAACUUCGACCCCAUCAUCAACAUUUGGUAGUCCAUUCGGUCAAACUGGAGCAGGUCCUGGGACUACAAACACUGGAUCUGCAUUCGGUGCCAACCCAUUUAGUCAAAACAAUGCUACACAACCCGCUGGUGGAGCAUUCGGUAAACCCGCAUUUGGUGCGACUCCUACAUCAACUAAUACUGGUACACCAUUUGGCGGAUCGUCAGCCUUUGGUAAACCUGCAUUUGGAACUGCACCAGCAGCAGGUGCAACUAACAGUAGCCCAUUUGGGGCGGCAGGAAGUUCAUCAGCAUUUGGGAAACCUGCAUUUGGAGCAACCCCCCAAAGCACUAAUACAACAUCAGCAUUUGGGACAGCUACGCAAACUACGGGAUCACCGUUUGGAUCAAUGUCCCAAACUGCCGGUACCAGUUCAGCAUUUGGCAAUCCAGCGUUUGGGACAGGAAGUACGGCUUCCCAACCUGCUACUGCCAGUGCAUUUGGGUCGACUGCAUUCGGAACACCAGGAUUUGGCAGUAUACCAGCAGCAGGAGCUGCUGCCCAACCUGCAAUGACCACAUCGGGUUCUUUUGGUUCAUCAGCAUUUGGCACGUCAGGAUUUGGCAACAUUGGAAAUGGAGCAGCCAAAAACUCACCAUUUGGUACCCUUUCCGGAACGACAGCUACUUCAGCUUUUGGGAAUACAACUAAUAACACAACAGUAAAUGAUAAAUCUCCAUUUGGUCUUCCUGCUACUGGACAAAAUGCAUCGCCCUUUGGUCUUCCGACAACUAAUACAAAGGAAAGUUCAGCGUUCGGUUCUGCAAAUACUCAAUCGAGUCAAGCCUCACCUUUUGGUGCCCCAUUGAAUACUCAACCAAAUGGACUCUUUGGCCAGGCUACUAGUAACAUGAAACAAACGGGUCAAUCUGAUGGUGCAACUAAUAAUAACGAAAAUAGACGUUUUAUUCAAGGUAUAUCAUCCGAAAAUGAUACGGUAGUUAAGGAAGAAGAUUUAUUGCCUACGGUGCUUGAACAAUUCAAAGCUGUCAAAUUUUCCCUUGGCAAAGUACCAGAUGUGCCACCACCUCUUUCAUUGAUUGCAUAA